UGGUGACGAAUCUCGGGCGACCCAACGUGGGUCUGGCCGUGACGAUGGAGGCGGUUGAUGUUGCUGGAAUCGUGAGUGCUGCUCCGCAGCUCCUCAUUCGCGAGGAUCUGAUGGUGGUUAGCGGCGGCACGAAGUUCUUCGCCGCUAAUUAUAAAGAGACCAACAAUGAUGAUCUUUUCAUUUAUGACUGUAGUACUGCAAGCAAAAAACUUCAAGAAAAACAAGAAAGUGAGGAUGGAAAGCCACUAGGCAAAACAAAUAAUAUCCUUGCCUGUGCAUUUUCUUCAUCAGGGAAGUAUUUUGUUCUGACUGAUGACAACAAACAAUUAAUUCUUUUCUGCACAAAGCCUUCCUGGGAAUGUCUGAGCAUAAGACCUGUCAUGAGAAGAUGUACCUCCCUGAUAAUAACAUCUACAGAAGACAAAAUUUUGGUUGCUGACAAAUCUGGCGAUGUGUAUUCUUAUUCAAUAAUAGAACCAAAAAAUGCAGGAACAAUUGAGCUUGGACACUUGUCUCUUUUGUUGGAUUUGACAUUGAGUCCUGAUGACCAGUAUAUUGUAACAGCUGAUCGAGAUGAGAAGAUCCGAGUUAGUUUGACUAAAGCACCGCAUGUUAUAGUGUCCUUUUGCCUGGGUCAUAGAGAAUUUGUCAGCAGAAUAUUGGUACCACCAAACUUUUCUGAUCUUCUUUUAUCUGCUUCCGGGGAUGGUACAUUGAGGCUCUGGAAGUAUAAAAGUGGGAAAGAACUCCAUUGCUUUCAAUUGAAUAAUUUGAAUAUGAAUGAAGCUGGUAAGAAUAAGAAGAAAUAUGCAGUCUCAAGAAUAGCUUAUUGUUGUGAAGGAAAUUACAUUGCCGUUUUAUAUGAUUGUAUUCCUGCAGUAUCCAUCUUCCAGCUUGAUGCCGGUACUCAGAGCUUAAUUUCUAAACAGCAUAUAACCUUAAACCACAAAGGUUGGGACGUUGCAUUUGAGGAAACAGGUGGGGUCUGGGUACUGCAGGAGAAUCAGCAAAUACCUCUUCUAUUCUACCAGCCUGAGGAUGGACAGUGGCAGCCUAUUAUUGACAAGAAAGAAUUAGUGAAAAUGUCCAAGUACAUAUGUGACCAUUGGAGAAUAUUUGAAGGUGCUAUGGACAAAGAGAGCUGCUUCCAAAAUCUCUACAAGGCUUCUUUUGAUAAUAUGUCCAUUUAUCUAAAAAAGAAAGAAGAGAGACUUCAGCAGCAGAAAAAUAAGAGGAAAGAUCCACAGUGUGAAUCAAGUGAACAGACCAAAAAAGUCAGAACUGAAGACUUGUCCUGAUAAUACUCAAUGCUGAUCACAUUUCUGAGUUUGAAAGAAGCUGAACAGAAAACAAACUUUUCCUUAGGCAUAACUGAAAUUAAAUCUUGUCUGAUGGUUAGUGUCAGCAUACCUCACCCCUGACAAAUGGUGAAAGAACUAACCUGAUUAACAAGUCACAUCCCAGUGCCUUUAAGUAACUUGCUUCUAAAUGUAUGGCUUUAAAAUGUUGCUUGAAUGACAGUGUUGCAAAUAAUACCUAGAAAAGAAUUGUAACAAAGAACUUUCUCCUCCAAAUCCAGUUGCUCAGAUUUUCAUCCUGAGCCAAGAAUAUGCUUUCUCACAAUGUCAGAUAGACCCAAAUCAUUGCAUAGUGGCAAACUUCUACCCACCCAUUUUUUCCAGGAGUUGAGGCAAUAUAUACCGUAUACAGGUAGUCCUUGACUUAUCACUACAAUUGAGCCCAGAAUUUAUGUUGCUAAGUGAGAAAUUUGUUAAGUGAAUUUUGUCCCGUUUUACAACUUUUCUGGUCACAUUUGUUAAAUGAAUCAUUGCAGUUAAAUUAGUAACUCAGUUGUGACUGCCUUCCCCAUUGACUUUGUCAGAAUGUCACAAAAGAUGAUCACACGAUCCCAGGACACUGCAACCAUCGUAAAUAUGAACCAGCUAUCAAGCAUCCAAAUGUCAAUCACAUGGCCAUGGGGAUGCUACAACAGUCAUAAUGGUGCAUUGGUGGUUGUCACUUUUUUCAGUGCUGCUGUAACUCCAUGGUCAAGGAUUACCUGUAGUUAUAUAAGAAAAGCUGUCUUACUGCCAUAGUUCAUGGUCAAGCCCAAUUAUCCUUGGAAUUUUGUAUGUGAAGAUUUCAUUGAGUUCACUAGUAGAUAUGAUCUACUGAAUCAUAGAAUCUUAUCAGAAGGAAGCCCUUAAAAAUGUCUUAACUCCAGUUGUCUUUAGUGCAUUUAAAUAGGUAGAAACAAAUGAAGUGUUAAGAUAGUUUAUGGUAGCUAUACUAUUACAACUAAUGGUGCCGGCAACAAGCUUCAUUGAUGCAAACAUGCACUGUAUUUAUCACUUCAUGUCACAAAAUUGCCAUUAAGUACUGAUGUAAUAACAUCUAACACAAGAACAUAAGUGGCAGUAUUUGUGUCAUGAUUGGCACUGUAGUUAAGUUGACCUCUCUAACAAUAAAAAGGUAAAGUCCCUGUGGAUUUUACUCUGCUAGUUGUUGCUACCUACAGGGAGCGGUGCUUAUCUCCAUUUCAAGGCCAUUGAGCCAGUGCUGUCAAAGAUGUUUCUGCAGUCAUGUUGCCACAGAAUUAUUCAUUUUAACAGUAAAGGAGUAAUAAACAUUUAUGGAACAUCUAUUUUAGACUGUAUUCAACCAAAGUGAAGUUUUCAAUUUUUGUAGUCCAAAGCUUGCAAUUUGAUGUUAAUAACUGCAGUGUUUGAAUAGUGUUUGAUCAUCAUUAAAAUACCAGAUUUUGCUAUAUAUGUGAUAGCAAUUUGAAUGCACUUGAUCAGCAUCUUGUUUUGUGUAUUUAAAUCCCAAUUAGUUACAUGCAAAAUUAAGUGUAAAAUUUGGAUGAUUGUGGAUACUGCCCCCAUUUCCUUUCCAGUUAUUUUGCAUAAAGAAAAUAGCAAUUUGAAAUAUUUGUAUAGAUUUUGACCAUGCAGAAGACAAAGUCACAUGUUUUGAUGCUUGUCCAAUAGACAUAAUUUCUAUCCAUAUGAGACAGGUUCAAGAAAAUCCAUAUAUUUUUAAAAAUGUGAUGCUUAGGUAGGUAGUUUAGUAUAGCUAGUUUUGUCUGGAUUAGUUUUAUAGAUGCUAUUUCAGGAAUUUGUUUUUGGAAUGCAUGGGUGGUUAGUAGAAAGCGAGAAGAGCAUUGUGGAAAGCAUUACAUGUAAAUGGAUUGAUGCAGGAGUAGAUGGAAUUGGGAAGUUGUUCUGUUUCAGGUUGUGGUCACAAACAGACACAGUAAUCAGAACCUGAUAACAGCAGACAAUGUAAUUCAAAUGCCUACCAGAGAGUGCUUGCUUGUAAAAUGCUAAUUACAGUCAAAGAAGCAAUAGUGUAAUUCAAAUAUGUUCUAAGACUCACAAAAAGCCAAAUCAGGUUGUCAGCUGGUCUAAGAGUCAAAGGAUGACACAAACAGAAACAACAGCUAUAAACUAGGAUUUUAAAUAGUUGUUUCCAACAAAGGCUGCAAGCAAAGCAGCUACCCGGUCACAAUUCAAGGUGUUGGUUAUUACCUUUAAAGCACUACAUGGCUCAGGGCCAGGUUAUCUUCGAGACCACCUUCUACCGCAUAGCUCCCAGUGACUGGUAAGAUCCCACAGAGUUGGUCUCCUCUGGGUCCCGUCAGCUAAACAAUACCGGCUGGCAGGCCCGCAGGGGAGGGCCUUCUCUGUGGCUGCCCCAGCUCUCGAACCAGUUACCUCCUGAGGUCCAGACCAUCCCCACCCUAUUGGCCUUCCGAAAAGCGGUGAAGAGCUGGCUUUUCCGGCAGGCCUGGGACUGUUGAUCUCGCUUUGCGAUCUGACGAGAUCCGGCCAUGAAUGGUGUGAAUGGGUUUUACUGUCUUUAAGGUUUUUAAUUUUUAAGUGUUUUUAUAGUGAUUUUUUGAGUGUAUUGUGAGCCGCCCUGGGUCCUCGGAGAGGGGCGGCAUAUAAAUUGAAUAAAUAAAAUAAAUACCUAAAUAUGUCUGCAGACAUCCGGCUGCAAUUACUCAGCCCCUGCCCCAUAAGGGCCUUCACUGAGGAGUACUGCUCUGCUCUCUUGGUAUUUGUCUAGACCUGAAAGUUGUUCCUUAUCAUCUGAUUGGGUCCAGCUGAACAGUCUCAUUUGAAUUCUGAUUCCCCAAGGCUGACAAUCCUGAAGCACAGGCCCAGCUGGAUCAAAAUUGUUAGAUUCAAGAUCAAGAAUCAGAUUCUGAAUCAUGGCUCAGUACCUGAGGUGGUAAGAUAGAGGAAGAGAGAGAUUCAUAGCAGAGUGGAGAGACUGCUUAUGAGGUGCAGAGCUAGAAUUGGAAAGUGAAUAAUAAAGCUUUGGAUUGAGACAGAAGCAUUAGUAGCAGCUGAUGUAUUACCUUUUACAUAAACUUGUAAGAAUAUAGCUGUUAAUAACAGUAUGAGAUGAAUAAGCCAUAAUAGGGUGUAUCCCAUCUGUAAACAUUUGGUUGCUUAAUCUUCUCAUACAUUAUGUGGUAUCUCUAGACCUUUGGUGUACAAAGUUUUUUCUUUGCAUUUGCUCAUAGCAUAACAGUUCAUUGUAUAGAAGUAAUGAAUAUUUUUUUACUCUUCCUUUUGUAUUAACCCUGUAAUUAAACCAGGUGUGACCAUGUUAUAGUGAAAUGAACACCUGCGCAUUUAAUCAAGUAAUAUAUGGGCAGAAGAAGUAAAAAUGUACUUUUCCUUA
Molecule: messenger RNA, 4695 nt
Organism: Pantherophis guttatus
Lineage: Eukaryota; Metazoa; Chordata; Lepidosauria; Squamata; Colubridae
Gene: WDR4
Product: WDR4 tRNA N7-guanosine methyltransferase non-catalytic subunit
Biological process (GO): tRNA modification; RNA (guanine-N7)-methylation
Cellular component (GO): tRNA methyltransferase complex; nucleus; cytosol
Molecular function (GO): protein binding
Source: RefSeq, a predicted model, not a curated record